UUCAAACGCAUUUAAUUAUUUUUUGAAUCGAGUGGUUGCUGCGCGCGUCGCGGAUAAACGAAUUUCGGUAGCUACAAAAUUCGCUAAAAGCCUGUGCGUUAUAUUAUCCCUAAACGGUAAAAGUUGUGAGUGCGCGUUUUCAUUUGAUUUGCAAAGUUAUCAAUAAAAAAAACAAACCAAUUGAGACGCGUGUUAUUCAGACUUUGAAAACGAAAGCAACGGGUAAAUCGAGUUCGAACUAACGGUGUACACAGAAAAGUUUGUUUCGGAUUAGUUGAAUUGGCUUUCGGAAUCGCCACAACCGGCGAUCGACUGAUCGCUUUCCACCUCACUGGGGCAAACACUGGAAUGACGAAAGUCAGGGUCCACCAGCACCGAAGUGCAAUCAGCAGAAUGGCCGCCAGCAGUAGCGUAAUCACGUUUGGUUGCCUCCUGGCCCUGGGCCACAUUCUGGCGCCCACCGAGGCCAAUGUGCACCCAGUGCUCACGCACAAGAACGCCUCCUCCCUGCUGGGCCAGCUGGUCACCUCGAGCACCCUGGUCUGGGAGAGCUACGAUCCGAAGGAUGCCACGCAGCUGUCGUUCGCAGUCGAGGGCGGAAAGUACAUCACGGAGGACGAGCAUUAUCCGAUCUAUGUUUGCCGGGUGACCAUCGACGGGGUGCACACCUCCGGCCACACCGAGAAGAUCCUGCAGCGCCACAGGUGCGUGGCGGCCCACUACAAGCACGGAAAGUACGACAACUUCGACGUCCUGAUGAACAAGGGGCACCUGGGCAAGGUCGGCUGGAAGCACUGGCGCAAGUUCGAUGCUGGCGUCCCAGUGGGCGCCAUUCGCAUUGGAGACGACUCGUUCAUUGGCCGCCAUCGGGCCACGCAUCAGCCGAACUCGGAGGGCGUCGCAACCCACUUUGGCGCAGACUUCAACCUGGGUCGCCUCGAUCCCCUGGGUCUGGGCAAAAUCAUGGUCAUCGAGAACGAUCGCGAGAAGUACUACGACGAUGGCGAAGUGCUGAUCGAGACGGAGCCGUUCCGCUACGAGCUGCGGGACAUCAAACUGGACCGCAUACGCACCGACCUGCGACAGAACCUAACCGAGCUGGCCACUGGCAAACUGGAGAAUCUGGGCGACAAGUACAGCACCGUGGAGACCGUGAUGACCUACAGCUUCGACUACAUUCAGUACUGGGGAUCCCAUGACGGUGUGGCGCGUGGACUGCCCACAAAAAUAUUCGAAAAGGAUAUCAUUAUCCCAGCGGAAAUCAACUGGGCCCUGAAGACCAGCGAGAAACGGUUCGAGAACAAGGCGGUGCAGACCAAGUUGUGGCCGGGAACAGCCAUCAAUGUGACGCUGCGUGGCACCUAUGUGACCCUGGAGGCGCCAUACACUGCCAAACUGUUUGCCUUCUACUACGGCAGCGACGAGAGUGUUUCCCGGAAGAUAAGCGCCGAUGUUCGCAAGAGCUACUUGAAGGAGGUGAAGCUGGAGUUCAGCCCCGUCUACUGGAUUGAAAACGGCACGCUUGUGCCCACAACGACAACAACAACGACUACCUCCACCUCGACCACAACACAUGCCACCACCACCAGCACCAACGAGCCGACACCCAUAAACGAGCCUCCACUGGUACAUGUGAAGCACAUGGGGGAGAAGCACUCGGGUCCCGAUAGCCUGGAGAAAACACUGCACGACUCGCCGGGGAGCAACGAGGUGAACUCGCACGAGGCGCCCGAGAAUAUGUCCUCGAAUCCCGGCAAGGAUGUGGCGCUGGCCGGCUUCGGAGUGAACGCAGCGGGAUCGAUAGCAACAGCAGGAUCUGCUUGCAUGACGCUACUCCUAACACUGUUCUUGAGUCUGUAGAUGAAAUUGUAAUCUGGACUUAGUGUAGCGUUUAAUUGUUGUUGUUGUACCUGUUGUACCCGUCUUUGAGAGCAAAUGGAGAAGUGAAAGAAUGAGAAUUGAGGAAAUUACAAGAAGACAGCUAGACAGAGAGAGAAGGAGAGAAGUAGGGCAUAUAGGAAAUACUCGUAGGAAUCGGGCAGAUGUUCUGGCAGAUGUUCUGGCGGAUGUGGAAAUGGAAAGCAAAAGUUGAUAUUUUUUAUACUUGUCCCAAGGCUUCUUCUUCUACAAAAUACCCCUGAAAAAGGUAAUCAAAUCCAAAUCCAAAUUGCAAUUAAAACUAAUGAAAAGAAACGAGAAACCAGAAACCAGAAACAAGAAACAAAACAUUCCUAAACCAAAUCCCUCACAAAAGGAAAUGAAUCAAAAGUUUAGAUAUUAAUACGUACUGUACUACUUUUACUCGUAUGAAGAAUAUUUGAAACGUUUUUGAGUUGCUUUGCAAAACAGAAUGUUUAAUGAAAAUUCGAAUGGCUUCUCAUUUAUUUAGUUUGCUAAGCGGUAAUGUAAUCGAUAAUCGAGUAGGAAAAGUAAUGACUAAUGAAAUGACAAUUGAAUAAGCGACGAUAUUAUUUUAUUUGAUGCGUUCAAUAACGAUACGACGAUGUAUGAUGUAUGUAUAUGUCUAAAAAUUAAAGCCUAUGUAAAACAUAAGUAUAUAUGUAUCUACCGUAAGUGUAAGUGAAACACUCCAAAUAUGUAAAUUAGAAACUAUUUCUUUGAAUCUUUCAAUUUAAGUAUGUUUUGCUCGCUGACCAGCCUUAUUUUUUAAGUUAAUUCGGAUCCAUUUAACCCGGUAAACACACGAUGAGGACGGAUUCCCUUAUUUCAAAUUAAAAUCAAAUAAAAAGCUUGUACAUUUUAAUCGAACGAAAAUGCAGCAGAAUUGGUAUUCUGAUAUUUUGCUAUGAGUUCUUCAAAACAUGUUACUUUAAUUAGCAUCUACUUUGGAAAUAUCGAUGCACGAAUCGUUUGCACAAAAAAUUAAACAAGAUCUGCCAGAUUGACUUGAAUAGGGGUAGCUCUUUUGUAUACCAUUCGAAAUAAAGCAACGAAACCUCUUCUUGCAACGGAAGCGAAAAAAACCAAUGUUUUUAAGAUAAGACACUAUAUUUUAGUAUUGCUUUUCUACGACCAAUUUAAUGAACAUUUACAAUCAAACAAACACCUCAGUCUUCGGCUCUAGAAAUACUAUUCGAAUAGAUUCCGAUUACUCCUAUGAUAUAUGCAAGGCACAUACCCAUUAGCCUCGCCCUAACUGCCCAAUUACAGGCACUUGGAGCAACACCUGUGCCCAUCUGUUUAUUGUCACUGCACCGUUUACGGAACGACUUUGACAGUUAGACACUUGUGAGCCAUUUGUGGCGGCGAGUGGCAGUAGCGCAUUGCAUAAGGCCCGAAAAAUGCCACAGAAGCUGCCAGGUUCGGGCAACUGAAGAUCAGACCGUUCUCAGGCUUGUUUAAACAGCUAAUUAUCAGCCCGUUGGGCAUGAUUUUGUGUUUUAAUUCGAUUUCUGUUUGUACCCCUUGUCAAUUUAAAUUUAAAUAACUAAUUAGCAUAGUCGAAAGCCAUGCAGUCUGCUGUUGUCGCGAUUAUCAUGCAAAGCACGUUGAGUGGAGCGGCGGCGAUAGUGAAAUAUUGUACCAGCUACCCAGCUACCACGAUAUAUUUUAUUACACAUCAAUUAAUUCGUUCGUUCGUACGUUCUGCUCUGCUGGCGACAGUAUCAUCGCUCCACACCAGCCACAAAGCCCCCUAAGCGGGUUUCGCACAGACCUAAACAAAAAGUGGCUCGCUUUUGCAUUGGAAGCCCAUGAUAUUCUUGUUAUGUGUGCGAUAUUUUUAAAGCGUGACCACAUGACGACCGCUGGGCCGGCGAACGGGUUCCAGCUUGGAUGCCAGGGCAAUUGAACUUCUGUUGUUCUGUUGUUAUUCUUGCCUUCGUUUGGGGGCGUCAAAGCAAAUCAAAAACGCCUCUACUGUAUUCUAAACAGUUUUUGUUUGCCAUUCACGAUGUUCAGGUUCAAGUUUUCGGUGAUUAAUCUGCCUAAAAGAGAUAAUUUGGUCAAAUCUAUUGGCUGGGGGCUCAACAUUUGUAUGGCAGCAAUUAUUAAUUGAUUCAAAGCCUCGCAGAGCAUUUCGUUAUUGUACAGACAAACUGAAAUGAAACCUUUUACCAGGUUUAUCGGCUUGUCGCUGCAGCGUAAAUAAUGCAUGUACAUAUUCAGUUUGUGCCGAGGCGGGGAGGGGGCUAAGCCUGCUAACACGCGCCUCUCAGUUCAUCCUGUGGCUCUGGUCUGCUGACCAAAUUUUAUGCAUGGCUUGCCUGAAACAAAAGCCGCCCGUGACCGCAGGCUCCAACCCUUUUUCGCUGCUAGCGUGGUCUGAGCUUCAGUCGGCUGUAUCGGCCUGCAAUCUGCCCUCUCCCCCCGCCGCGUCUGUUGCAUUCAGGCGUGAACAUAGCCCAACAUAAUUCCACUGACGCACGGACAUACAUAUGUGCAGACCAUGGGUGCACUUUGCGCAACGCUGAAAGCCGCUGCCAAUGGUUUUGGCCAAAGGCAGCCUUAACGCCAGCGCUGUUUAUGCGGCGGCGGUUACGUUUUACCUGUUUACGCUUCAGAAUUUUUAUUUCGUAUUCGAAUGUUGCAUAAAUAGAACGCCUCCCGUGUUGCCCGUCCACGUGUAGGGGUGGGUGCCUGCCAGAUGUGGUUCCAGUCUCAGCUCCAUGGAAAUUUAUGUUAGAAGGAUAGAAGGAUAGGAUAGCCACAGCUCUACUCCUGCUCUGUGCAGGACGAUUACGAUCUAUGUGCGUAUUUACAUUUAAUAAUAGAAAGGUUACAUGUCCUUUCUGGACAUUAUCGAUGAUAUGUUCGGCAAGGAGUAGAGGAAUAUUAAAUGUGAUUGAUGAAUGUAUUGCCAGCCCAUUGAUAAGCGAUAAUCAAACUGAAAAUUAAG
Molecule: messenger RNA, 4858 nt
Organism: Drosophila pseudoobscura
Lineage: Eukaryota; Metazoa; Arthropoda; Insecta; Diptera; Drosophilidae
Gene: uzip
Product: beta-pore-forming protein unzipped
Exons: 6
Coding region: 349-1860 (503 amino acids)
Source: RefSeq, a predicted model, not a curated record